UUUACGAUAAAUUGCACUUGCAGUAAGUAAUUUAAUGACCAGAAUGAGGAAGUGGAACUUUACCCUCACAAACGGUUUUGUGCUCAACUUCCCUGACUCCAUUAUAACCUCUUCAUUCAUAUAACGUCGCUUUUUCAAUCAUGAACACUUUUUAAGGAAGCAUGGCGACGCGGAGCUGGUGUGGAAGCGCUUUCGGGGUGGUCCGCCGAGUUGAGUCGCUCGUGGUGCUCGAGCAGCUGGGCACCUCUUUGUUCGACACCGCCCUGCUCAUGGUGGUCAAGGACCGGUGCGCCAACGCCACCUCCCCGGGCACCAAUGACACUCGUUUCGCCGGGGAGGAAGAGCAGCAGCGAGCCAUGUCGGAUUUCUAUUUGGUCAAUAACCUCAUCGUCCAGCUGACGCCUAUCGUGCCCGCUCUCCUCCUCGCCAAGGCGGGCGACCGCGGCUGGAGGAGAGCGCCCGUCUUGGUACCCCUGUGCGGGUACCUGCUGUCGAGCGUCACCCUCCUCCAGGUGGUUCUUUUACGGUUGCCCAUCCAGGUGAUGUUCGGGACGGCGGCUCUCUAUGGGAUAUCCGGCGGCUUCUGCGCUUACUGGCCCGGCGUCAUGACGUUGGCGUCGCUCGGCUCCGACACGGAGAAUCGCUCCAAGGCUAUGAUGAGAGUGGAGCUUAUGUACGGAGCGGCGGGCCUGCUGGGCAGUCUGCUGUCAGGUCAUGUGUUCCUACUGUAUAGUUCUAGUGUUGGACAUGGAACUGUCCUACUUUGCAUCUGCACGCUUCUCCAGCUGCUCGGCCUCACUCAUGCCACCGUGCUGCUGCAGGUAAAGCAAGUAUCAAGUGAGCCUGAGGAGCGCAGCCCCCUCCUCCUUGACUCCUCCGCUGGCGUUCCUGCAGAGACGUCCAAAAGGAAGAACACGGUAAACGUGGUUCUGCUCUUCUCCGCGGCCAUCUUGUACGGCUCCUCGGUGAGCGGAGCCAUGGAAAUCCUGGGCGUCUUUGUGAUGAAAGAGCCACUCAACUGGAACGCUGCCCAAGUGGGUUACGGCAACGCAGCGGGCUUUGUGAUCUUCCUCAGCAGUUACCUCGGCGCCAUUGCUUUUCGCCGCUGCGUGAGCGACGUCACGCUCAUCCUCAUCGGCAUGCUUUCAUUCGCCUGCGGGAUCUACUUCAUGUCUUUCGUCACCGCAUCUUACAUGUUCUACCUCGCUCGCUCGCUCAGCCUCUUUGCCCUCAUCCCGCUGCCUACAAUCAGAUCAAUUCUCUCCCAGCAGGUUCCAACAUCCCUGUGUGGCAUCACUUUGACAGCUCUGCAGCUGGCGUUGAGGUUCGCAGCUCUGGCGUACAUCCCUGCCUUCACUAAACUCUACCAGAGAACACUGGGCUGGUUCCCAGGUUUCGUCUUCACCCUCUCCAGCAUACUGGCAGUUCUGGGAAUGAUUCCCAUCAGUGUCGUGGGAUGCAGACAGACUCAGCCAAGACGUCCCAAAGAGACAGAAACGACGGUCGAGCCACGGCAUUCGGAUAAGGAGAACUGAAGCCCGCUUCCUCCGAAGAUAAAACCGUGAACACUUCAGAAAGGAAAGAUGAGCAGAUGUGUGUUUUACGUCACACAGUGUGCAGUCUUUGGAAUAACUAGUGUGGAAUGAGAUCUGAUGAAAAAAAAAAAUGGACGGCAGAGAUCUCGAACCUCUCACGGUGUGAACAAGGUUGCAUUAUUUAUCACGUCUUUAGAUGCUUUUUAUUAAAUUUCAAUGAAUGAAAAUGUGCUUUUUCACUAUAUUGUAACUGUUAAGCGAACUAGAAAUAGAGGAAAAACUUCACAGAUCAAUAUCAAAUCAAUUUAUUUUAAUAUUGGUCCAAUAUAUCCCAAAAUAGUUUGAGGUAAAGGUAAUCGCGUCAGAACAACAUCAAUAUCCAGGCCUCAUAUUUAUAUCUAAUUACAAGAUGUUCAAGUGUACAGAAUGAACCAAAAGUAAAAAUGUAAACAUCGGGGACCAACAAAAUAGAACAAAACUGAGGUUAUUAGCAGUUAGCUUAAAAAAAAAAAAAAUCAUGGUAAGUUGAUCCUAUUUCUGCUGUGUUGCAAUGCAGGAAAUGAUGCGGACGUUUGGGCUUGGCGAUUUUUUUUUUUCCAAGAUGAGUACAGUACAUUCAUACUAAUUAUUCGUACGGAAUAUGUUGGCAGCUGUCAUCUUCUUCCCAUUUGGGCUUUCAACCUGUCGAUAAACAUUCGGCAAGCAAGAUCAAAACACAAAAGCAAAAUCGCCGCCAGAAUUGGUACUUUUGUCAAAUCAAAAGACAUUUUCAAGAAAAGUUUCAAGUUGGGAUGAAUCCUGCAUUGUUCAUUAACCAGCAGGCAAAAACUCGACAUGAAGCUCUAUCAAAAAUAGACGCUAUGCUGUUGAGGUUAAAAAAAAAAAAA
Molecule: messenger RNA, 2422 nt
Organism: Hippocampus comes (tiger tail seahorse)
Lineage: Eukaryota; Metazoa; Chordata; Actinopteri; Syngnathiformes; Syngnathidae
Gene: slc46a2
Product: solute carrier family 46 member 2
Exons: 7
Coding region: 162-1535 (457 amino acids)
Biological process (GO): transmembrane transport
Cellular component (GO): membrane
Molecular function (GO): transmembrane transporter activity
Source: RefSeq, a predicted model, not a curated record